AUUCUCCUGCAGCUAUAUUCCAAACUUGGAGAUCAUGGAAUCUAUAAUUGGGUUUGAAAAUAACAUUUGGGGUUUCAUAUACAUUCAUAUUGUGCCUCAUUCUGUAAAGCAGCAGAAAACAAUUCACAGCAUAUUAUGAGAAGACGCAUGGUAAAACCCCUACUAAGUAUCCUUCUGCAGCUAUAUUCCAAACUUGGAGAUCAUGGAAUCUUAUAAUUGGGUUUGAAAAUUACAUUUGGGGUUUCAUAUACAAUCAUAUUGCGCCUCAAAUCUGUAAAGCAAUGAAAGCAUGCUUUUCUUGUCAGAGAAAGGGAAUAAGGAAUCUAUUAGCUGCAUUCAUAGUUCUAUUAUAAUAUCCAUUGUGCUCUAUAAAUCUCAUUGUUGAAGCUUACGCAUAAAUGUCAUCAAGUAUGCAUUGAAUUCCUUGAGUUUGUGAGCACACAAGUUGAGCGUUGAAUUGCAGUAUUUAUGCUACAGCAAAUAGGUUACGGUGAAGCUACUGGGUGGCACACACAGGUGAGUCUACUGGGUUUCUAUCUUUUGUAAGGGUUGAAUUGAUUUCUUUUGCAAUUUUCGACUUUGGAUAAAGGAUCAGGGUGAUUAGCUUUGUAAUUGCGUAUUUACAUUUUAGAAGGUUUGGAGAGUUUUUCCUGACGCUAAACAAUCAAAGAUUAUACUACUUGAGGUGAAAUUCUUCUACUUAGGUGUGACUAGUCUGUAUCCUGUAGUUUGUACUUUGUUCCACAACCAUCAUAGCAAGUUCAAAGAUUUCUCAACAUAGGGUAUUGAUGAGCCCAAACAAGCUUGGACUAUUGUUUUAGUCAUAAACUUCACCAGCUUUAAAUUCGGAGGAGGCUUUUCCUCAAGAAACCUGCAAACAGUAAUUAUAGAAUUAGGACAGCAUGUAUCCCCAAGGAGGUUUCAGGAAUCCCUACUCAAUACAUGGGAUUGGAGAUAGAAGCCAGACUGGUAGGCAACCAUCUCGGACUAGUAUUCCCAUAUCUCAGCCUGAGCCUCAACCUCGACCUCAAAGUCAGCAGCAACAAGUUCCCAAGCCUGAGGCCAAGAAGGAAGAACCUCCAAAACCCACCCAGCCUGCUAGACAAUUCUCAAAACCUGAACCCCAAGUGCCCAAGCAAUAUCAGCAAAAGGAUUCUACUACAGAGCCUAAAAGAGAGUCACCCAUACCUCCUCCUGCUACAGCCACUGUCAAACAGCCCCCUCCUCCUCCUCCUGCUACAGAUGCUGUCAAACAGCCCCCUCCCCCUCCUCCUCAGGCAGUGAACUUGUCUCUCUCAGAGAGCAAAAAAGCUGAGGAGUUGAGCAUAGUUCCUGUAGAUCAAGGUAAGGCCAUUGUGAAGGGAUCAAACCCCGAACCAGAAAAAUCUCUUCAACAAGGCAUAAAGGAAGACAUAACCAGUCUAACUUGCAGGCUGGCAGAGCUCCAUGCACAGCAUAAGCUCCUCAAUGCAGACCAGAAGCAGAAAGGGCAAGCUGAGAUGGGUGUUGGUGUGAUCACUCUGGCAGGAGAAAACAGGGGAGCCACCAUGGAUUUAGGUCCUGAUUCCAGAAGAAUUGAUAGCUUUGGCUUUCAAGGGCAAGGACAAAAGGUGGGUCAGGAUGAAAAGAAUGAGGAGAAGCAGGAUGCAAAAAGCAAAGGAAAUCGUCACUCUUCCAAGGCAAGCCCUGUGCAUGCUUUUGUUAAUAGCAAUGUGCAGGCUGCUAACAAUUCCAUUCUGUAUAACAGCACUUGUCCUCACAGAGACCCUGGUGUUCGUUUGUCUCUUUCCAACAAUCCUGCCCAUGCCAAAGAAAUUAAAUCAAAGGAAUCUCAUCCAAAAGCUACCAAGAAUCCUGCUGCAUGAAGAAGUUCAUUUUAGUGUGGAUUUGAUGAUAGAACCUAGAAUCAUCUGAUACUGUCUGCCCAGAACCAACUAAUAUUGUAUGCAAGAUUACUCUAGAAUGGGUAAUAAUUAAGUGAAAUUGUUUACAGUAGUGCUGUGAGUGUAAAGGGACAUCAUAUUAGUGAAAGUCAAUCCACAUAUCGUCUCUGAUGUUGUUUUAUUGUUGCUAUUCUGUGAGCUCAUGUGAAGUAGAAUUUCCAUUGAAAUAAAAUUUGCACCGAUGUGAUCAUUGUUAAUCUUUUA
Messenger RNA from Cryptomeria japonica (Japanese cedar), 2147 nucleotides. RefSeq lists its product as uncharacterized. The coding region runs from base 903 to 1865 and encodes 320 amino acids. The record is from RefSeq and is a predicted model, not a curated record. The transcript is spliced from 3 exons. NCBI's taxonomy places the organism in Eukaryota, Viridiplantae, Streptophyta, Pinopsida, Cupressales, Cupressaceae.